Messenger RNA from Giardia duodenalis, 6021 nucleotides. RefSeq lists its product as uncharacterized. The transcript has a single exon. The coding region runs from base 1 to 6021 and encodes 2006 amino acids. NCBI's taxonomy places the organism in Eukaryota, Fornicata, Diplomonadida, Hexamitidae. The record is from RefSeq and is a predicted model, not a curated record.
AUGGUCGAUCCCAACACGGGGCUACAGAGCUCCCAGGUCCUAAGCAAGCUAUGGGAUAGAGAGCAAUCAAACGAGCAGCUCAAGAGUGUUUUGAGGCUUAUUUCUGUAACCGAUUGUCCAUUGGGAAAAUUGACCGAAAACCCCCGCACAACCCCCUCGACAGCAAAGCAGAAGCUUAGACAACGCCAUAUCAAAGCUGUCCUUGGGGAGUUCAUUCUCCACAACGAAGUCUUUCACAUUGUACUGGGACUCUUUUUAAGUAUGUUAGGUUUGAUAUUCGAGUUAUCCUCUAGUGGCUCGAGUAUGAACAUGUUCAAUUUCAUCGCGUUGACAAUAUAUCUUCCAAUUUUCCUGGGCUCUAAUGUCAUGAGUACCAGGGUAGCUUCCUCGGCACCAACCUCUAAACAAAACAGCGGCGGUAGAUUUUUUCGCGUUUGCCCGCUAAAAGAUCUCAUGCUACAGUCCAAAGACCAGGCCGUCCCAAUGACAGGCUCCAAGGAGGCCUUCUUGCCUGCGACUGCCGUGGAUCGGACAGCCGGUCCACUUAUUUCAGAAGAUACUCUGCCAGUACCAGAUGCAUCACGAUCCCAGCACAAGUCGUCACGGACUGCCGAAGACAGCACUUCUUUAACCCUAGAGGCUGCUCCUAUCUACACUCAAGUCCUGGACUUUCAAGCGUGGAAGCCCAUGCGGCUCCAGAAGCACAUCGCUAGCUUGGUUGAUAUGGAGGCAGACUUGCGCAGGUUUGUCUUAAAGUCCUUUAGUUCAUUCUUGGCCAAAAUUAGAAAUAUCGCCUUUCCUAAUUAUCUAGUCAUCAGAGAUGGGGAGUUCAUGGUUAUCGAGGCAUGUAACUUAGUGGUUGGAGACGUGCUUGUCCUCGCAGAGGGUCAGAUUGUGCCGUGUGAUUGUACCAUAUUGCCUACAUAUUUUACGCAAGCACAUUCGCUUUCUAUGCAUUUGCCAGAGUAUCAGAUGUGCUAUCCUGCAUUUCCCGUUGAUGUGUCUAACAAGCUACGACCAUUCUGCCCAGAGGCUGUUUCGUAUGGGUUAGCCAGGAAGCAACCCCUCGUUUACUGUACAUUUCCUACCAGCACGGCUGCAAACAUUAUCGCUCACUAUAAGAUCUACUCACUUUAUUCCACUCUAUGCAAGUCUAGAGCAAAGAGUGUCCGACAUGUUCAGAAGGCAAAAAGAAUUUACUCUGCAGGCAUCGGUUCCACUCUUCACACCGCAUCUUUACCUCAUCAAGACACUAGUGAAGAGCUGACAUCCUCGCGCCUCUAUAGGUCUCGGCGAGAACGUGCAGAUUCCAGCAAUCCUUUGUUAGAGUCUAAUUUUAGUGGGAGAGGCCAGUCUAUGCAUGCAAAUUCCAUCGUGGAUGACGCUUUGUCUUUCUAUGUUAAUAAGCUAGGGUUGCAGGAUUCAGUCCAGAGCUCGUUGCUGCUCUGUGGACAGAAGAUACUGCAAAUAAAGAACCCGUUGCCAAUUACUCUUGAAAACGUAUCCAUAUCUACGAUUGUCUCGGCAUUCUUUGCACGUGUUCAUGCAAACUGUCAGACCGAGACCACGGAGUUUUCUGCAGAAAAGUUUGCCAGACUGUCCUCCCUUUGUAUGAAGGUUCUUAUUGACGAACUAGGCGCACGGAAGACGUCUUCUUCAUCUGUGAGCAUUGCUGUGACUAGGGGCAUUCGAGUAUGUGUGACUGCUCUUGGGAAAGAUACUUCAGUUUUUCAGCGAUCUGAGCGCCUCCUUUCUGAUCUGCAGCAGUCUCUUGACUUUCCAGCACGCCCUAAUCAUAGUUUACGUAGGAGUCUCAGGCGUUCAAAGCUGCCCAAGCCUAAUGUGUCUAGUCCUGCUACCCUCAUUGAAGGAAAGGAAGCAUUGACCGAGACUAUUUCCAUGCCGGCAUCAUUUCUAUCGUCAACUCUUUCUAUGCAAAAUUUUUUCCGCGUUAUAUCGAUAAUUUCUCUCUGGGUAUCUGUUUUUCUUAUCAUCAUUCCUGUUUUGCCUCGUCUCGCUCUAUCCUCAGAAUUGCGACGUCAGUAUGUCAGCUACUGGGAUCCGGCACAAUCUGAUCAGUUAGCUCUGUUCGCUAUUGGGUUCAUCCCUUCGGUUUGUGCGGCUCUGACAUUUGGCCUUGUCUCUGGUCUGUUUCUUCAUCGCAAUACGGUCGCUCUACGCCCGAUCAUUUCUGUCUCUUCGAAGCAUCUCUCGAGCCUUGUCCAACGUAAUGUGCACAUCCACACCCUUGGGGCGCUUGAGGCGAUUGGCUUCACUAACGCUCUUGUGAUCGACGAGUCUCUCUUGGUCAAUAUCUCGGGCUCCCAGGUCCAUGAAGAUGCUCCAGGCUUUUGGGGCCCGGUUGCGAUGAACCUCUCCUUCAUUUAUGUGGCUGGUGAAAAUACAACUCAUAGGCUAUAUCUAGACGAGGAGAUCCGCCUUCAAGGGUCUAUCCUUGCUCAGGAUAUUGUCACCCCGCUUUGGCCUUCCAUCUUCAGAUACCUUGUGCAGGUGAAUGCCGUCACAGGGCAGUAUGUCAUUAUCGGCGCGCGCAGAAGGUUCCAUGGAAGUUACGCCCUUCAGCACUCCGCAGGCGUCGUAGAAUCGACUGAGCAGAUUGACCACUCUCAUCAGUUUAGCUUUUAUGAGGGGCAACAUGCUGACAUUACUUUUGCUCAAACCCCCAAGGUACCCAAGCAAUCUAGGCGGUUGUACGACACGCUCUUGUGCCUGAUGCGCUUUUUGGCCUGCGUAACAAUGGGCCCAGCUGACGUCGCUCAUGCUCUCAAGAACUCUACCACAGAGCAGACAAUUUUCACCCCAGACUAUGCCUUUGAGAUCGUUGCCUUUGACUCCGAAUCUACAUCGUCCCGCUCCCCUUCUCGUGAAUGCUCCUUUCACGAACAAAAGGAUCCCCUGUACGCUACCACCAACCGUCGUACCCGCACAAGCACUUCUUCAGAAGCAAGCCUUGCAAAGCCGUCUCCCACGUUUGUAGAGCUUUCUUUAUCUCGGCCAAUCAGGCCGGACGUUAUCACUAGUAGCUAUUUCUCAGGGUUUGAGGAAUACCUGUGCAAAUACCUGACCAUGAAUCAAGCGCGGACCUUGAGGAGCAUACGAACCUCACGAUACUCAGCUACUGUACGGAAGUAUGGGCGCCUCAUUACUCCAGGGUGUCUCCAGGACUCUCAUCUUAGUGUUGCACAAAUACAUCCGCUUGUAACUUAUCCUCUGUGCGUCUAUCUUGUGUAUAUAGAGAGACAGGCUCCAGUUAUUGUGGUGAAGUCAUCCAGUCCGGAGGACCUUAUUUCAGUGUGCAAAUACACAAUAGCAGAUGACCUGGGCUCAACGAUUGCAGGCGACCAUCACUUUUUUACACUAGCAGCGGACAGUGACCACAUUCUCUUCUACUACAGAAGAAUGGAUGACGCUAGGCGUCAACUAGCCACUCAGCAAAUCAAUAAAUUAGGAGCAACGUGUCACGAGCUUGUGCUAUAUGCUAUGUCAGCCUUGCAUGUCGCGAAUAUGGAUUUAUCCGAUCUUUCGAGAGAGACAAUCCCUGCUCUGGAUCUCAUCUAUAUUGGCGCAAUGGGUUUUCACGCUACCCAGAAACAUGCUCCUACUGCAUUCAUUUCCCGUUUCACAGACCUGUCCAAUGGGGCAAACUUGAUAAUAACGACACGGCGGUCUUCAAAUGCUGGUCAGCAGCAUGCAGCUUUUGGGCUUUGCAGGCCUAAGGAGAUGUGUGCAAAUCCUCUGACUGACGUACAGACACUUCUUAGUGCACUGAAUCUAACCGUACAGACGAAUGCCAGCCAUGGCAGAAAUAAUCUUGGAGAAGUAAGAGACUCUGAUUGGAACACGUCGAAUGCUGAGGCAGACAAACCCUGUCAUGAUAUUAGUUUGCCCACUGUAGAGCUUAGACCGAAGAAGCCUAAAGGUUCUAACCAAAAGCAGCCAAUUGUCGUUCCCCCCUUGACCGCUCAAACAAGGCGUUGCUUUGUUACAACUGAUCUGAAGGCAGUUAGCUUGUAUACCCUCAGCAGAAUCCACGACAACAACGGAAAACUACUAUUGUCAUCGAGGCCCAACAGAAGACACAAUAAGUCAUAUGUUCACCUACAGCGGAAGCGAGCCGAUAUGUUGGAUGAUUGGAGGGCUGUAACAGCAGAUGAGCAUUUUGACUGUGUGUCUCGCUAUCCACUUGUUCUAUCAGAUGCAGAAGAGGAGCAGAAUUCUACCCAACAAGAUACAAGGGUAUUUCAUGCACGUCGCACCCAGCAUGCUAAGUACCAUCACAGAUCUGCUCAGCUGGCGCAGAACAGACAAAUAUAUGCACAGCUUAAGGCUACGUCUAGUGAGCUGAAUAUUUCUGAUGAAUCUUUUGUUUCAGAUGAGACUCAAGUGCAUAGUCUAAGACCCCGUAGGCAAGAUGCUACAAUCUCCAGCAUAGAUUGUACGCUUGGAUACCCUAUUAUUGCACCGCAACAGACUUGGAAGGCCGUUGAGCACUUUAUGGCAACAGCUCAACGAUUUUACAAUCCUCCUAAAAGAACCCAUUACAGGGCUCCCAUUCGAGAGGGAGAGCUACUCGGUGAGCAUCUGCCGAAUGUAUUUGUAAUACCCGAGAGUAACUCUGUAGAUGUUGCGUCUGCACUCAGUAAUGCAGGAGCGUUCGUGACCCUGGUCCUCCCAUCUAGGCCCUCCUCGUAUGCUUAUACCAUCGAAGAAGAAGAUGUCUUCAAGGACAACACGACUGCAGCUACCCUGCUACAAACGGCAGGAGAUUCUAAGACGGUUCCAAGCUACCUUUCCGUCUGUCGCAGUAACAUCUCGUUUUCUCGGAAACCAGACUUUCUUAUAAUUGGCUAUAGCCCAGGCUAUGAGCCGAAUCGUGGGAAGCAGCAGCUAGGUAUUCCCAAGGAAAGUUAUGUUCAACUCCGCCGCUUGCUAAGAGAGCGUAUUUCUGUGGCAUAUACGUUUGGCCACCACGGUCUCCAGCACUUACGUGAUGUGGCGUUAGAGGCCCCAUAUUUCUUCCUGUCAAUGUUUCCUGCAUUCAUUGGUACUGUCCGCUCAAGCCUGCUGCAAGGAAUCUUUCCCUUGACGCUGGCCCUGACUAUUACCACCAAUAUCACGCUGGAGUGUAUACUUUAUAGGUAUGAGAUGAUAAACAUGGGACUGCGCCCUUGGUACUACCCGCCGACCACUGUAGGAAUCAUUCUGCUCACAAAUGCCCUUGUCAACGAUUUCAUGAUUCCUAAGGUACUUCAGUUCUCGCUCAGGUUCCACAGGAGACCUACACAGAUAGAGGGCAAACUGCGGUCUAGAUCCCUUUCACAGCAUGAUCCCUUAGUCAAGCAGAUGAUUAAUCAUAUCCACAGAGCAGUCAUACGAAUGAAGGGCCGACACAAUGCCCACAGCCUUCCGUCUGUGACUGCCUAUACAAAGCAACCCCCCAGUAGGUACCACCUUAAAGCUUUGAUGAAUGUGGCGGAAAAGCUGUCCAAGAACCUUCGGACGUCGUCGCUUACUAGCUUCAGCCUCAUCUUUAUCGUUAUCAGUGCCAUAGCGCUCCUCCCGUCUAUCAACUAUCGGUAUUACGGCACUACUGAGUUCUUUAAGCCUAUGUAUCUUGACAGGAACAACCUUUUUGUGUCCUCGCUCUCGCGUAAGUUUGUAAUAUUCGCAACUCUGCUUAUGGUUCUCCUCUUUAUGAGCUUUUCAAUUGCAGCCUUUUUCAUUGCUAUACGGCUUCCGAUCGUGAGAGGCAUGGAAGGUUCCAUGCAUCGGUGCUUCAGGGUUCUUCACGUAGGGGUCUUCUUCGCCAUUCAGUUCUUAGUCAUCUACGCUGUUCUUCUUCUCCCUAUCCGAUUUCCAAUCCUUAGCCUCUUAAUCUCAGGGUUUACGAUUUCAGAGGAGACCUCUGAGUUCUGGAAUAGUGUCUUUUUGUCUGCCGGUAUAUCAUGCCUAGUCCUCGUAGGCGUUAUUUUGGAACAAUCCGUCCCCAUUCUGAACUAG